GCGCACGCCGAACGAAAGACCAAACUAAAACGAAGAGUGACAAAGGUAAAGGAGGAGAUGGCGGACCCGAAACCAAGGCGACUGAAGGGUCACAAGGCCACCGCCACGUGCUGCAUCGCCUCAGCCGCUACACCCGGCCUCGUCGCCUCCUCCGGUGAGGAUGGCUGCAUUUGCUGGUUCGAUAUGCGAUGCAAAGAUGCGAUUGAUAUCAUGGAGGUGGGAGAGGAACCCAUUUCAUCCUUAUGUUUCAGGCCAGGAAAUGAAAAUAUGAUAUAUGUUGCAUCCGGGAAGCAAGUCAAGAGCUUUGAUGUCCGUCUGGGGAGUUCAUGCUCGUGGAAGCCCCUGGAGAGCUUCGAUUAUAACAAAGAAGAGAUAAAUCAGAUUGCUUGCAGCUCUAAGUCCUCUUUUCUUGCUGCUCCCGAUGACGGCGGUGAAAUUAAGAUUAUUGACAUUCGCCAGAAACGAAUUUACAAAACAUUAAGAGAUGGCCAUACAAGUAUUUGUAGCACCGCGCAAUUCCUUCCUUGGAAACCUUGGGAAGUUAUCACGGGAGGUCUUGAUUCAAAGCUUGUAAUGUGGGAUUUCUCCAAGGGGCGCCCGAACAAAAUUAUGAACUUUGAUUUGCCUGAUGCAAAUAAUGGCAAGGCCAAGGAACAGUGUUUUAAUCCUGCUUUUGUUCACUCAAUAGCAGUUCCAGAAAUGGAUAUGUUAGACAAAUCAGACAAGGUUUGCAUUGUGGCUAGGGGUGAUGGUGCAGUUGAUGUAAUUAAUCUAGAAGCUGAACUUGCUCACCUGAGGUCAAAAGGUUCUAAAAAACCUCAGAAAGGAUCUCAAUCAAGAUCGAAAGGUACUGAUCUAGAAAACCCAGAUCAAGAAGGAAGGAAAAGGUUGCAUUUGGAUUACUCAUCCGGCGGUCACACUGCUGCUGUCUCUUGCGUGGCAUUUUCGUUAUUUGGAGAUAGAGGAAGAUUUAUAAUUUCAGGUGGAAAUGAUAAGUUGGUAAAGGUCUGGGAUUGGACCAAGUGUAUUGAUGAAGGUAGCAGCAGCGAUCUUCUACAGUUAAAUAUCAACCACAGCAAAAAAGUCAACUGGCUCUGUACCACUCCGGCUGAUACAGAAAACCUAGUUGUUUGUGAUACAACAAAGGUGGUAAAGGUUUAUUCUGUUGCCUAGAUUAAAGCCGCGCAAUCAAUGACUGGCAAACUCGUUCCCAGAUAUCUGAAAACUUGUUUACUCUCUGCGUAUUGUGCCUUGAUCUGCAAAUCCUUAAUCGCCAUAAUCAGCUUGCUGCACUUGACCCGGCAACCUUCUGCUUCGGGACUCACCCUGUAUUCGAUGACCUGUAGACGUUUCCUAUGUGUAAGUUGGGAAAUCAGAUGCUAGUCUGUAACUCUAUCAUGUCACUGCUGGUAUCACAUGUUAUGUUGUUUUCCUUUUGGAGUUUUGGUUGGUAUGCAAUAUCACAUACCGUUGUAAUCCAUGAUAUGAUAAUAUUGUUGAAGCGAUGUUGACUCAA
This is a messenger RNA of Pyrus x bretschneideri (Chinese white pear), 1516 nucleotides long. RefSeq names its product WD repeat-containing protein 53. The coding region runs from base 58 to 1173 and encodes 371 amino acids. The record is from RefSeq and is a predicted model, not a curated record. The transcript is spliced from 11 exons. Gene Ontology annotation, molecular function: protein binding. NCBI's taxonomy places the organism in Eukaryota, Viridiplantae, Streptophyta, Magnoliopsida, Rosales, Rosaceae.